This is a messenger RNA of Fibroporia radiculosa, 1485 nucleotides long. RefSeq lists its product as uncharacterized. Gene Ontology annotation, cellular component: nucleus. The transcript has 6 exons. The record is from RefSeq and is a predicted model, not a curated record. Gene Ontology annotation, biological process: protein deubiquitination. Lineage: Eukaryota; Fungi; Basidiomycota; Agaricomycetes; Polyporales; Fibroporiaceae. The coding region runs from base 1 to 1485 and encodes 494 amino acids. Gene Ontology annotation, molecular function: cysteine-type deubiquitinase activity.
AUGGUGCUAAACCUAGCUGCCGCGAUUCCAGAGGGAAACUAUUUUACUGCACCCGAUCUAUCCGCCAUUGCUCGAUCUCUGGACGAGCAGGAGGCAGAGUACGAGGAGCGGAGCCAUGACCACGAUAGCGCCAACAUGGACGACACAGGGUUCUUCUCGGUGCAAGUCCUCGAGCGGGCACUUCAGGUCUGGGGACUUACCCUGGUGCGAUGGCGAAGUGAAACCAUGCGCCCAUACCAGGACCACCCACACACACAGAUAGCCUUCAUCCUGAAUCUUCAACAGCAUUGGUUCACCCUCCGACGCUUCGGAGCACUUUCGUCAAAUCCAUCCAUAGAUGCCGACCAAGGCAUGAGCCACUGGUUCAACCUCAAUUCGUUCCUCCAGGCACCAGAAUGGAUCAGCAAACUCUAUCUGGGCAUGGUCCUGCAGCAGGCCGAGGCUGAAGGCUACUCGGUAUUUGCAAUUGUUCAGGAGAAUCCAAAUGAACCCAUUUCCCUCCCGCGCUCGCAAGCAGACGACCUUGCUGCUGCCAUUUCCGAACCGUCCUCGCGCCCUGGCGCAUACCUCUCCACCACACGGACACCGCCGCCAGAGGGCGCCUCCCGUGCACCUGCCCUCGCUCCUGAAGGCUUCGAAGACGAGGACAUGGAGCUGCAGGCCGCACUACAGGCAUCGCUACUAAGCGGUACGUAUGGCAGUGCACACAGCUUCUCACACGAUCCCGCCCCCGUCAUUCCCCCGCCCAUCCCGUCGUCAACCCGUCCCGUCGCAGGCGGGACGCCGACGCGCCGGCACGCAGGCCACACGCCGCCCAUGUUUAUCGAGGAAGACGAGGACGAGGACGAGGACGAGGAGAUCGUGGAGGUUGACCCGAUCGCGGCGAGCAUGGCGCGCAACCGUGCGUUCCUGCAGCGGAUGCAGCGCGAGCAGGAGAUGGCGCUGCGCGAGGGGUAUCAGGAGGAGCUGGCGCGCGGCGCCCAGCGCGGACACGCGCCGGAGGGGGACGAGGACGAGGACGAGGCCUUCCGCCGCGCACUCGCCGAGAGCGAGGCGAUGGCGCAGGCGCAGCGCGGGGGGCCGGACGAGGGCGGCAGAGUCGACGACCUUGACGACGAGCCGCCCGUGGUUCCCCCGCGCAUAUCCCCGCCGCAGCCGCCGUCGGCGCGGAGUCAGCACCGUGUGUACGACGACGAGGACGCGGAGCUGCAGGCGGCGCUGAGGGCGUCGUUGGAGAGCAUGCCAGAGGGCUUCCAGAUGCCCGAGACCCCCCCUCCGCGCGCGGCUCCGCCACUACCCAGCCCCGGCGCGAGCACUCCUUCGCUGCUACCGCCCUUGCCAGCUCCAGCAUUGGUGAGGCAGCCUUCUAUUGCGUCAGAAUCGGAGGGCGGGUUUGAGACGGAGUCAGAGGCUGAGCAGCCCCCGGUGGAACAGCUGAGCAUGGAAGAGAUUCGGAGGAGGCGUCUGGCGCGAUUCGGAGGCUAG